Molecule: messenger RNA, 3661 nt
Organism: Melopsittacus undulatus (budgerigar)
Lineage: Eukaryota; Metazoa; Chordata; Aves; Psittaciformes; Psittaculidae
Gene: BACE1
Product: beta-secretase 1
Exons: 9
Coding region: 77-1558 (493 amino acids)
Biological process (GO): amyloid-beta metabolic process; membrane protein ectodomain proteolysis
Cellular component (GO): plasma membrane; trans-Golgi network; endosome
Molecular function (GO): aspartic-type endopeptidase activity
Source: RefSeq, a predicted model, not a curated record
GCCGCCCGGCCGAGGCGCGGGGCGCUGCGGGCCCCAUAGGCACCGUUCCCGGGAGCGGCGGUGUCCGGGCCGGGCCAUGGCUGCCGCCUGGGCCUGGCUGCUGCUGUGGCUCGGGGCGGGCGCCCUCCCGGCCCCGCCGCGCAUCCGGCUGCCGCUGCGGGGCGGAGCGGCCCCUCUGCUGCGGCCCCGGGCGCGCCGGGCGCCGGACGAGGCCGAGCGCGGCGGCGGCUUCGUGGACAUGAUCGACAACCUGCGGGGCAAGUCCGGGCAGGGCUACUACGUGGAGAUGACGGUGGGCAGCCCCCCGCAGAAGCUGAACAUCCUGGUGGACACAGGGAGCAGUAACUUUGCUGUGGGAGCUGCACCUCACCCCUUCCUCCGGAGAUACUACCAGCGGCAGCUGUCCAGCACCUACCGCGACCUGCGGAAGGGUGUGUAUGUGCCCUACACCCAGGGCAAGUGGGAAGGGGAGCUGGGCACCGACCUUGUCACCAUUCCCCACGGCCCCAACGUCACCGUCAGAGCCAACAUCGCUGCCAUCACCGAGUCAGACAAGUUCUUCAUCAAUGGCUCCAACUGGGAAGGGAUCCUGGGGCUGGCAUACGCCGAGAUCGCUCGGCCCGACGACAGCCUGGAGCCCUUCUUUGACUCCCUGGUGAAGCAGACCCGGGUGCCCAACAUCUUCUCCCUCCAGCUUUGUGGGGCAGGCUUCUCCCCCAAUGAGACAGAGGCGCUGGCAUCGGUGGGAGGCAGCAUGAUCAUUGGUGGCAUCGACCACUCGCUGUACGUGGGUGACAUCUGGUACACACCCAUCCGGAAGGAGUGGUACUACGAGGUCAUCAUCGUCAAGCUGGAGGUCAAUGGGCAGGACCUGAACAUGGACUGCAAAGAGUACAACUAUGACAAGAGUAUUGUGGACAGCGGGACCACCAACCUCAGGCUGCCAAAGAAGGUGUUUGAGGCUGCGGUGAAAUCCAUCAAAACAGCUUCUUCGACAGAGAAGUUCCCGGAUGGCUUCUGGCUGGGCGAGCAGCUGGUUUGCUGGCAGGUUGGCACCACCCCCUGGCACAUCUUCCCGGUCCUGUCCCUCUACCUGAUGGGGGAGGCCACCAACCAGUCCUUCCGGAUCACCAUCCUGCCCCAGCAAUACCUGCGCCCCGUGGAGGACGUGGCCACCUCUCAGGACGACUGCUACAAGUUCGCCAUCUCCCAGUCCUCCACGGGCACCGUCAUGGGUGCUGUCAUCAUGGAGGGCUUCUACGUGGUCUUUGACCGUGCCCGCAAGCGCAUCGGCUUCGCUGUCAGUGCCUGCCACGUGCACGACGAGUUCCGGACGGCCGCGGUGGAGGGGCCCUACCUGCACUCCAACAUGGAGGACUGCGGCUACAACAUCCCGCAGACGGACGAGUCCACCCUGAUGACCAUCGCCUAUGUGAUGGCAGCCAUCUGCGCCCUCUUCAUGCUGCCCCUCUGCCUCAUGGUGUUCCAGUGGCGCUGCUUCCACUGCCUGCGCCGGGACCACGACGACUUCGCCGAUGACAUAUCCUUGCUGAAGUGAUGGUGGAACGCAGGGGCGGCCCCAGGGUGCAGGUGAGGCAGUGGGGCAGGGACAGGGAGGACCUCGCUCUGGGGGCUGCGGUGUGGGGAGCACAGACCCUCGUGGCCCUGGGGGCUGUGCCUGUUGGGGAGUCACGCUGAUGAGCCAUCCCCUGCCUGCCCCUCUUGCCCUCCAUCCCUGGGCAGUGUCCCUCCUCAGCCCACCCUGCAGCUCUCCAUGCAGGGAGCUGUGCAUGUGUGCACUGUGCUGCAGCUGUGCCUCCCCGUGCAGCUCCGUGUGUGGACACCGGCUGAGCCAGACUCCAGAGCUCCCAUCUCUGGAGCCUCCCAGCCACGCAGGACCAGCCUGGGGCUGCCCAGCCAGGAGCUGCCAGAGGCAGGGCUCUCCCUCCCAUCCUCCUGCUCCCCUGGACACCAUCUGCUCUAGCCAUUCCUCCUGCUCUGUGCCAGUGCCACCAGCACAGGGCUCCCUGCCCUCCCGGCUGCCUCGGGACAGGCAGGAGCACGCAACCAUCUCACCCCGCUCCGCUUUCGCUCGCCACGUUCCCAAGAGGCUGGGAACAGCCUUGGCCCCACGGGGAGGGACGGAAGGACACGGUGCUCCCCAGCCCACCCGCCCGUUCAAAGCCAUAGGGGAGCCCGUGCCGCAGCCCCUGCCCUGCCUCACCGCGGCCGGGCACAGCAGCUCCUCUCUGCUCCCUCUGUGUCCGUGUAUCCCAGCCCUGGCUCCGGCUCCGAGGCGCAGGCACCGCAGCUCUGGGACUGCAGCAUUCCUUUUAUAGAGCCAGUUGUAUUUAUUUCUUUUGUAUCUCUCUGCUGCGAGUCAGUGGUAGUGCAGCUGUGCCCAUCAGCCUGUACAUCGCAGGUCCCACGCCGCCCCCAGCUUCCCACCUGUACCAUACACACAUAUAGCUCUAUUUUUAAUUCCAGCGCUCAAAUUCCACUGCUCCAGCCCCGACACCAAGGUUUGGGUUUGGGUGUUUUUAAAUCUCGUCUCUGCUCAGUGCUGGGGCCUUGGCCCCAACCCAUGGCCAGGGCGCGCUCAGCAGCGUCCUGCGGGAGCCCUUUGUGGAUGGGAGGUGGGCAGAGCUGGUUGUGGAGGAGGUGGUGAUGGAGCCAGAGGGAUGGAAGAGGAUGGAGAACACAGAGAGCAGAAUGGACACUGAGCACAGGAGGCACUUUUGUCCUCACUGUGUUCUGCCAGCACAGGGAGCAGUUCCUGUUCCCUGAGGACAAACCCCUUCCCCUGGGGCUGCAGCAGUUGGGAAUGCCGCAGUUCCCGGCUGUUCCACUCGGACAGGCAAGUGCUUUGUUGUAAACUAAACUUCACUCGUUCAAGGGCAGCAUUCCUCAGUGAGCAAAGGACACGGGGGUGCCAGGGCCGAGGUGACAGCUCAGGCAGGGCAGGGCUGCUGGAAGCACCACGUGGAAAGCUUGGAAAGCCGCUCCUGCAGUCACGCAGUGCUUUGGGAAAGCUGCAAGGAGGUGGGAGGAGGAGACAGGCACAGGGUAGGAGCAGGCACCGCCGCAGUCCGUUCCAUGCACCCGCUUCACCAGCAGCGCUUGCAAGCAGUGCCCGCGCCAUGCCUGGCUCCAAACCUGCAACCAUCCAGCCCUGCUGCUGCAGCUCGGGACAGCGCAUGGACCUGCCUGCCCCGGAGCCAGGACCCCGUGCUGGAACACUGCCUUAACCCGCGCUGGCAAGCGGCUGCCUAGAACAGGGGCUGUGGCCAGACCCCAGCGUGCUGCACCCCAGGGGCUCAAUCUGUGCCACAGACUGCAAAUAAAGGGGGGAAAUGCUACGGAGCCAGCGCGAGAUCUGAAGUGGUGCUGAGCACCUGGAAACCCCACCGAAAUCCAUGGAGAAGGGUCAGCGCAUCAGCCUGGGCUUCAGGAGGAGGUACAGGAGAGACAGGGAGGAAGAGCAGCAGGAUGGUGCCUCCGAGCUGCAGCACCAGGCUCAGCCUCUGCCCCAUAGGAGGGCGAUGGGGAUGGGACGGGUACCGCUGCAGGCCCCAGUACUCUGUAACCUAUUGUCUGUGUAAGAACAAUGAAUGUUACCACGGUAAAUUAUUAUUACAUUAAAAAAGAGCCCACAAAAGCU